This is a messenger RNA of Torulaspora delbrueckii, 1200 nucleotides long. It is a transcript of the gene GPI8, whose product is annotated as GPI-anchor transamidase. The transcript has a single exon. Gene Ontology annotation, molecular function: GPI-anchor transamidase activity. Bases 1 to 1200 code for a protein of 399 amino acids. Gene Ontology annotation, cellular component: GPI-anchor transamidase complex. The record is from RefSeq and is a predicted model, not a curated record. Lineage: Eukaryota; Fungi; Ascomycota; Saccharomycetes; Saccharomycetales; Saccharomycetaceae. Gene Ontology annotation, biological process: proteolysis; attachment of GPI anchor to protein; protein localization to cell surface.
AUGCUUCAUUGUUUGAAGUACUCAAUUGCAGUUUUACUGCUCAUUGCAGGCUUUUUUGGUGGGGUUGUCCAGGCUGAACACACUAACAAUUGGGCUGUGCUGGUUUCUACGUCGCGUUUUUGGUUCAACUACAGGCAUAUGGCUAAUGUAUUGAGUAUGUACAGAACUGUCAAGAGACUCGGAAUUCCAGACUCGCAGAUUAUUUUGAUGUUAAGUGAUGAUGUAGCCUGUAAUUCCAGAAACCUGUUCCCCGGGAGUGUUUUCAAUAACCAAGAUCACGCAAUUGAUCUAUAUGGUGAAUCUGUGGAAGUUGAUUAUCGUGGGUAUGAAGUUACUGUGGAGAAUUUUAUUAGAUUGUUAACAGACAGAUGGUCAGAGGACCAGCCAAAGUCUAAGAGGUUACUGACCGAUGAGAAAUCUAACAUCUUCAUCUAUAUGACAGGCCACGGGGGAGAUGACUUCUUGAAGUUUCAAGAUGCCGAGGAGAUAGCUUCCGAAGAUAUUGCAGAUGCAUUUGAACAAAUGCAUCAAAAGAACAGGUACAAUGAGAUUUUCUUUAUGGUCGAUACUUGUCAGGCGAACACUAUGUACUCGAAAUUCUACUCUCCUAACAUCUUAGCUGUUGGUUCUAGUGAAAUUGACGAAAGUUCAUUUUCUCACCAUUCAGAUGUUGAAAUAGGUGUUGCAGUGAUCGAUCGAUUCACUUACUACAGUUUGGACUUUCUGGAACAGAUCGAGAAAAACUCGACUCUGACGUUGCAAGAUUUAUUUGAUUCCUACACUUUUGAGAAAGUUCAUUCUCAUGUUGGCGUUAGGACUGAUCUUUACAACAGAGAUCCCAAGGAGGUGUUGAUCACGGAUUUCUUUGCCAAUGUUCAAAAUGUGGUUCCAGAUAACGAUGUGGAGAAGCAAUAUGCUAUUGGAAGUGGAGAUAAUGAUACUUUUGUGCAAAACAUCUUGAAUCUGGCGUUAGAAAGGACAGCAGAGGAAAAUCAAGCUGUUCACUCUAGCUCUCAGAAUUCAAAGAAGCCUCUUCUAAUUAAGACAGAAAGUUUUAUUCGAGAAAGUGGCAUCAGAAGUGAAGGAGACUACAAAUCUCGCUUAUUUGCAGCAAGCAUUAUCGCAAUUUCCAUCAUAUCAAUCUUCAUCAGUCAAUCAAAAGGCAGUCAUCGAGUUCAGCGUGAACUAUAUCAACAGUAA